Molecule: messenger RNA, 1307 nt
Organism: Porites evermanni
Lineage: Eukaryota; Metazoa; Cnidaria; Anthozoa; Scleractinia; Poritidae
Source: the annotation of a GenBank genome assembly
AUGCCUUUAACGGCGCGGUUGAUGUCAAUUUUGUUCUUAGUUUUGACAGUUCACGAAAUCUCGGGGAACAAUUUUGUCAUUCAUAGGAGAAGACCCGAUGGUGGCCAGCUCAUCUUUAAGCGUAGUAAAGACUCUUUUACCAUUCCGUUUUCGUUAUGCAACCGAACUUAUAUCGCAGGUGAAGAGUGUGAACGAUACAAUGCGACAGCCAGUGGCGAAGAAUGCUCAUGUUCUUGUCCGUUGGACAGGGCAUCGUUUGCUUACUUGAACAAUGAGUGGAAGUGCCAAGAAAAUGUGAUGGUUAGGGACCUUCAAGGUAAGAAAUAGUUUUACAAGUUGUAAGCAAUGUUUUAAGAACCAGAAGAACUAGCGUUUCAGCUCUUUCUACCACAGUGACUUAAAACAAAGUUAAACACAUAAAUUGGCGGUGACUUUGAUGUAAUUCACUGGAACGUACUUGGUUAUCUAUACAUAGUUUAUAUAAACAAUUAACUUCAAAAUUUUUCUAAAAAAUCAUUAUAUGAUGAUAAGAAUUAUUAAUAAUAAACAUCACGAAUCAAGCGAGAUGAGAGAGUAAUGACAGGUUUUAGGAACUGAAGACGGAAGGAAAAUCAGCUCUUUGAUCACCUCUAAAAAGCUAAGCAACCGAUGGUGUUUUUUUUUUUAGAUUAACAGAAUGGCUUAAUUCUAAAACUUCAAUACCCUGAUUAGCUGCACAUAGGGGAUGAUUGGAAAAUAUGAUGCUCUCGUUCGAUCUCCCAACAGUUAUAUUCUCCAUGCUUUCCCCAAAUCAAAUGCCACUUCCUUGACAUAAAUGGCUCUGGCUCUCUAUUAAGAUUCUAUUGUGUGACGUUAUUCAAGUUCACACAAUAAUUUGACUGUUAACUUCAGUACUGAAAGCAAAACUAAAGAAUGGUGAGAAAUUUGUUUUCACAUUCCUAGAUUGCGGCAACGUUCCAGUCUUCGUUUCCGAAAACCCAAGGGGAACGCUUUAUACUUUGAAGAUAUCGAAUGCAGUUUUAAUGGAACGCCUACCCUAUGAGUUCACAAGUUGUGAAGUCUACCUCAAUUCUUCGUGGUUCCUUGGAUGUAAUGGGGAGCGACUUCAGCAGAAUCAGUAUAUCAGGAAAAUGAAAGAACUGUUCACAUUUUUUCGCGCGCUACCUAUAUUGCCUCGUACCUUUUUCCUGCAGGUCAGCGUUACAAUUCUAGAGGCGCUAAUGCUAAUUUUUCAAAUACUGUUUAUGACGAUUGAUUGCUCGCCUGAUGUUUUUCAGAAAAAGGAAAAGGAAAGUAAGGAAAAAUAG